This is a messenger RNA of Prorocentrum cordatum, 633 nucleotides long. The record is from the annotation of a GenBank genome assembly. Lineage: Eukaryota; Dinophyceae; Prorocentrales; Prorocentraceae.
CCAUGUUGGCUCAGCCGGAUUGUCUGCCCUGUGCAGCUCGGCACGCCCUGUGGGGCCCCGGCGCUCUUGGCGCUUGGCAUGGCCGCGGCUGGCAGGGUUGUCCAGGGCAGUGUCGUGGAAGCCCAGGGCCCAAGAUACGUCCAGGCGACGGUGGUCGGACCCGGGCAGCAGGACAGCCGAUGGGCGCAACCCUACGAGGGCCCUGGCAGCCGGUGGGCGCAACCAUACGAGGGCCCCGGCGGCAUGCCCAACACGCCGCAGCCCUACGUGGCCGCAGGAGCGUGCGGUGCGCCGACUGUCAUCGGCACGCCGAUCGGCACCCAGCAAGUGGGCCUUGCCACCCACGUGCGCGUCACCCCGCAGGGCCUGGCUUACCCGCCGACGCCUCACCGGCCGAUGGGCAUGGAGACCCACCAGCCCAACCCCUACGCGGGGGGCUCCGGGUACGUUCACGGCGCCUUCGACGAGCGGGCCGACCCGCCGAUGUGCUUGGCCUUCCUGGCGUGCUUGUGCUGCUGCCCAAUCGUGGGGCUUUGCGCGCUCAUGAAGGCCGCUGAGGUCUCCUCCGCGAACGCGAGGGGCGACUUCCAGCUCGGCCACAUCAAGCGGAGGGAGGCCAUGUUCGGUGGCUGA